UAGAGGGAUUGAAAGUUUGCAAAAACUAUAAGCUACUGUAUUAAUAGGCUACUAUGAAUUCAUUCAUUGACACAUGGCAUGAAACAACCUUUCUGCCGUGACUGUAGCCUACUAAAAUAGCCUACAUUAUAUAAUUAGCACGUGUUCAUGUUAUUUUUAAGUUCGAUAAACCCCAAGCGAAAGUGAAAGUAGGCCUGAUUUGUGAUUGUAAAAGUGGUGAAGUGCCAUGGCUUCUAGCGCUAACGAUGAACUGAGUACCGGUGUCCUUAAGGAUGACGCUGAGAGCUCAGACCAGUCUAGCUUAUCCUUCAGUGACUCAGAUGACCAGUCGGGGGACGACUUGGAUUCCGAGCAGGGAGCCUCCAGAGGCCAAAGGCCAGAGGCCAGGUCAGAACCUUGCAAGUUCUACAAUAGUCGUGGUGGCUGCCGAAACGGCAGCAGAUGUCCCGACCAGCACGUCUGCAAGAAUUCCUGGGACGGGUUCUGUCACGAUGGUCACAGAUGUCGUCUGAGACACAUUGCCGACUCGGAUCCGGAGGAUUCAGGAGCAGGAGGGCGAGGUGGGAGGGGUGGGUCUGGUGGGAGUGGAGGGAGGAGGAAUCCUGGAGGGAUGACCAGAGGGAAUGAGAGGAGGCCUCGCAGGAGAUCACCAUCCAGUGAGAGUGAUCUGGAGGACGAUGAACCGUACAGGUGGCAGCUCGACUGUGGCCGUGGCUGGAAGGACAUCGCCAACGAUCACAUCCUUGAGGCCCAGUACUCCCGACCUUGCACAAAAGGCAUCAAUAUAUACAAUACUACCUAUGGGGUCAUCUCCAUAGAUUUUCAACAUAUGCGGGUCCGGAAAAAGUCCAACAUGAGAGUGCGACGACGUGGCUCUCCGCAGACUAAAUGGCUCUGGUAUUACAGAGGGAAAAAACAGUGGCACCAGUACGGAGAAAAGGACUCAAAAGGGAAACAGAGUUCAGUCAAAAGUUCAGUGCUGGAGGCAGAGUACCAGAAAAAUAAAAAGGGAUCACAUCAGUUCACUGUAGGAUCGGACACAUAUGAGAUCAGAUUCAAAGACAUGUGCCAGAUAAAUCCGUCCUCUGGACACAAGCGAAAAAUCAGCCGACGUCCCUUGUUUGAAAGUUCUCAAAGUCGUGGGAGAGCUGGCCUGACCCAGGGAAUGAGAAGAAUGAACCUGUCCAGUUCACCCAGAGGCCAAUGGCAGUUUAGGGGACGUGGCAAUAAUUGGCAUGAUUUUAAAAACAGGGUUGAAUGUUCAGUGACCAGUGCUGACAUUGAGGCCCAGUACCAGGAAAACCCUCAGGGUAGAAUGACCUUCAGCGUCAGUGGACAGCCUUAUGAGUUAGACUUCUCCGCAAUGACUCAGACCAACAAGACCACAAAUAAGACACGCAGGAUCCAGCGCAUAUAGAGAUGUGGUGGAUUAAGCAUUGUUGCUUUGAUAUCCUCAACUGUACUGCCAAAAGAACAGCGAUGUGAACGUUUUUAUUAUUACUACAUUAUUAUUAUUAUUACAUCUCAUGUCAUUAUACAGUAUGGAAAGGAAAAAUGAUAUGAAAUUAACUGUAUGGGAGAAUUGUGUGAGUAUAUGUAGGUGAAAGAGGUGUGUUCUUUUAAGAAAAAUGUCUAUGCAAGUUAACAAAUAAUACAUGCAAAGCCACAUUCGGGGAAUUCAGAAUCAUGGAAUUAUGUUUACAUACAUACUGCCCUUGAACAAUGCAGCACUGCAUCGUGAUCCUUGUUAAGACACUUAUAUUUGGUACUGAUAUAGAAUCUAAUUAAGAUAUUGGAAAAAUAUUAUUUUUGGCAGUGGGUGAGAUCAUUAUUGCUAUAUGUAAUACUUGUUGGACAAUUGAUAAUGAAUGGAUGCAUAAAGACAUGAAAUAAACUGCCAGACGAUUUUAGAUAUCUUUGUUAUAUUGUCAAUCCAAAAACAUCUAUUUUCAUGCAAAUGUGAUGCUCUGUCCUUAUUGCUUUGUUCUUUUUUUCCAUUUCACUUUGCCUUCAUUUUCGCUUUAGAUAUUCCUUGGAUUUGAUUGCCUCUGUGUAGGAACAUGCUACAGUAUAUAAAUAAACCUGCUUUGCCUUGC
Molecule: messenger RNA, 2096 nt
Organism: Alosa sapidissima (American shad)
Lineage: Eukaryota; Metazoa; Chordata; Actinopteri; Clupeiformes; Clupeidae
Product: protein mono-ADP-ribosyltransferase PARP12-like
Exons: 10
Coding region: 227-1417 (396 amino acids)
Molecular function (GO): zinc ion binding
Source: RefSeq, a predicted model, not a curated record